AGAUGUUUACAAACAUCCAAAUCGAAAGUAGAAGAUGGCCGAAAAAACACCAAAGCAAAGCAUGGAUCAAUCCCACAGCGCUGAGAAUCCUAUUCGCCUACUUCUGAAUGAUCCCAAACUAUCGGAUAUGAAACUUGGUCUGCCAUCUGGAUAUGUCAAUGUUGCCCAAACACAAUAUUCAAUCCUCCUAUCGGACUUAGAAAAACUCAAAAAGAACUACCCAAAGAAGUUGAAAAUGUUAGAAAUGGACAUCAAAGAGAAACAAAGAGACAAGAAAAAGAUUUUACAAGAUGAAUUUACUCAUAAUCAACCCAUGCAUGGACUUGUCAAGCUGUUAACAAUGCUAGAUGCUCCGGAAAAGGCAUGGGAUGAGCUUCAGAAACUUUUGAAUGCCAAAUAUUUUCUAGAGCAGGGUGGUGCUGCAAAUUCCGCUUCAACAACUAACAAAUCUAUGAAACAGGAUUCAAAGGCUGACCCAAACACUGACCGUGGCGGUAGUCGAAGUGUUGGACUGCCAGCGUCAAAAUCUGUGUCACACGUACAUGACACACGUGGUACCCCAGCAUCACCAAGUGUCCCUGACAUUGGACGUACAUUUCAUGGUCUCACUGAGGACCAAAGAGAACACAUACAGAACACAUCCAGACAGCACUUUGAUGCUGGAAAUUUAGAUGAAAGACCUAUCCAACAGCUUAUUUCGAAACACAGAGACGUAAAAGACUCUGCACAUGCAAAGAAGGAAUACCAAACCUUAGUCGAUAAUCAGACAGCAUUGUAUAAGGGACAACCGAUAAAGCAUGCAUGGGGAAUAGCUUCAGAAAUUGAGGAUAUAGGAAAGGAACAAAGGGAAAAAUCUCCCAAAUUGUUCGGAUUUUUGGAGAACGCGUGGAAGAAGAUGAAAGAAAAAUCCCCGGAAUCAAUUAAAAAAGCCGUGGCUGAAUUUAUUGUAUUAACAAGUAUUGCUGAGCAGCCAAAGAAAUCAGCAGGGGAAAAUACACAUGUAAUACCACGCUCUUCUGUAAAAAAAGAAGAUUGUGCUUCUGCAUCGAUGGUUGAGGUUCGUAAAAACCCGUCGCAGUCAGAAAGAAUGACCCCCAGCCCAAUAGAGAAAGUCUUGAAAAAGUAUGAAUUAGAACAUGGAAAAUCAAAGGAACUGGAUAAAGCGCGUGGUCAAUUCAGUUUAUUGGUAAAUCGGGAUAAUAACUUUAAAAGGAAGUUUCCGGAAAAGUAUCUCGAGUUACAAGUCUUCGUCGUUGACCCCGAUGAAUACCCCUAUAGCCCUUACCAAUGUCUGUAUAAUAUUCUACAUUCCAUGGGUAAGAAAGACCCGUUAUAUCUAGAGGCUUGGAAGCAAUAUUUUCACCUUGUAACAUCGGACCAACAACAUAUAAUAGCGGAGCAUUGUGGACAAAUGUUCAAGACCGUGUAUAGGAAAGAGAUCGACUCCAUGCUUGUGCCUCGAAAGUCAUACGAGGAACUGCAAAAUGAACUCGUGGAAAAAAUCAAACAGAUAGAGGAACUCACAACACGACUUAGUAAAGUUGCAAGUCAACAACUCACGACAGGUAAUCCUAAUAUAGCCGAUCUCAGCGAUAAACACCGCCCAACUAAGAUUGGGGAGCUGUAUAGUGAAUUGUAUGACAACGAAUGGUCGGAGGCGUUUGAAGUGAUCAAGACCCUGCGAUAUUCUAACAUAAAGGAGGAGUCCGAGUCAGAUUAUUAUGAGGAUAUUCUUGGAACCCUGAAAGAUAUUCUGAUGGCAGCUUACGAGUUCUCUGCAGAAAGGGCCGAUUCACAUCUACGACACAUUAAACAUGCUAUGAUUAGUUCAAUAACCUUCGCCAGUGAAGAUGAGUCAAAAUCCAAAAGCAUGCGGUGUGAACAGAAAGAAACGGAGUAUGAUCGACUGGUGACAGAGCAUGCCGUAAAGUACAGAAAAGAGGCAGCUGUUUACACUGUCAGGGAAGCCUCAAAGGUAUUCCAACAGACGCAAUUGCAACGAGUUUUCAAGGAGAAUUCCAAAGAUCCUCAAAUUGUUGCUUACAUUGAUAAAUGUGUUGAACUCACGUGGUAUAUGUGCAUUCAGGAUCCGCCGAUGCAUUUGCAUUGCCUUCACGAAAAGGACACAAUAUCUAGAGCCGAGUUUGCUUUUCAUGGACGGAAGGGUAAAACUACUUCCGUGUGUGUCUGGCCAGCACUGUUUCUGUUCAGAGACGGUCAUCUUGUGACCAAAGGACAUGUCUUACCAGAACCAUGAACAUUGUCUUUCGCCUUCUGGAAUUUGUAAAUCUAUAUGACGCCAGCAUUACUGUUCUUAUGCGCAUUGGUAUACAUAACCUUGAACAUGUUCGUAAUGUUGCAUUAUAACAAAGAAUUGCAGAUAACUAA
Molecule: messenger RNA, 2388 nt
Organism: Ostrea edulis (European flat oyster)
Lineage: Eukaryota; Metazoa; Mollusca; Bivalvia; Ostreida; Ostreidae
Exons: 14
Coding region: 35-2257 (740 amino acids)
Source: RefSeq, a predicted model, not a curated record